AUGGCUUCCAACACCACCACCACUACUGCUGCUACUGCCAACCAGGCACUCAUUGCCCUUCUUGACCGGCUGAAUGAGCUAGUUGAACAUGUCCUGCGGUCCAAGUCAGAAGAAGAGAAAAUGGGAUUGAGUCGAAGCAUUGCUUCUCAAUUGAAUGAUGCAAUUCGUUCUUACUGGACAGUGGCUACCUACAUCCCCCUUCACCUUCUGUCCAUGGCCUUUGGACAUGGGCUUUGGUGUCCAUCUGGUUCAUGA
This is a messenger RNA of Suillus bovinus, 255 nucleotides long. RefSeq lists its product as uncharacterized. The record is from RefSeq and is a predicted model, not a curated record. The coding region runs from base 1 to 255 and encodes 84 amino acids. The transcript is spliced from 2 exons. NCBI's taxonomy places the organism in Eukaryota, Fungi, Basidiomycota, Agaricomycetes, Boletales, Suillaceae.